Phascolarctos cinereus (koala) is the source of this 2110-nucleotide messenger RNA. RefSeq names its product CRELD disulfide isomerase 1 (gene CRELD1). Gene Ontology annotation, molecular function: calcium ion binding. The record is from RefSeq and is a predicted model, not a curated record. Lineage: Eukaryota; Metazoa; Chordata; Mammalia; Diprotodontia; Phascolarctidae.
CUGCGGCGGCGGCGGCGGCUUAGGCGGCGGCGCGAGGGCGGCGGCGCGAGGGCGGCUGGGCUGGGCGCGGCCCUGGAGCCCCCAGGCCAUCCGGGCUCCGGAAGACGGCGGUUUCCUGAACAGGGACAAAGUGGCCCCUGAGCCCCUGUCCCUUCAGCACCCAAUAACCAGAGCCUUCUGGAAGGAAGAUGGCUCCAGGCCUCUGGAGAGGCCUGAUUCCUACCCUACCAUGGGGCCUGUGUCUCUUUUUGAGCUUCCCUGUCCCUGUGUGGCUCCAGUCACAGCCCUGUCACACCUGCCGGGAUCUGGUCAACAGCUUUAGCAAGGGCCUGGAACGUACAGUUCGGGACAACUUUGGAGGAGGGAACACUGCCUGGGAGGAGGAGAAGCUGUCUAAGUAUAAGGACAGUGAGACUCGGCUGGUGGAGGUGCUGGAGGCUGUGUGCAGCAAAUCUGACUUUGAGUGUCACCAACUUCUGGAGCAGAGUGAGGAGCUGGUGGAGACGUGGUGGUUCCACAAGCAGCAUCAGGCCCCAGAUCUCUUCCAGUGGCUUUGCAUGGACUCCCUAAAGGUUUGCUGCCCUCCUGGAACCUAUGGGCCCUCCUGCCUGGCCUGUCCCGGGGGUACAGAGAAGCCAUGCAGUGGUAAUGGGCACUGUGACGGGGAGGGCACCCGACAGGGCAGUGGGCGCUGUGACUGCCAGCCCAGCUAUGGGGGCCCCACCUGUGCCCAGUGUGGGGACGGUUACUAUGAAGCCACUCGCAACUCCAGCCACCUGGUAUGUGAGGCUUGCUUUGGCCCCUGUUCCCGUUGUUCCGGCCCCAAGGAGGGUAACUGCCUACGCUGCAAACGGGGUUGGGCCCUGCACCAGCAGAAGUGUGUGGAUAUCGAUGAGUGUGGGACAGAGAUGGCCACCUGCAGAGCCAACCAGUUCUGCGUGAACACGGAUGGGUCCUAUGAGUGCCGAGAUUGUGCCAAAGCCUGUGCUGGCUGUAUGGGGGCAGGGCCUGCCCGAUGCAAGAGGUGCAGUGUGGGCUACCGAAGAGAUGGAGCCAAAUGCUUGGAUGUGGAUGAGUGUGAGGGUGAAGUAGAGGUGUGCACAGGUGCUCACGAGCUCUGUGAGAACACAGACGGAAGCUACCGAUGUGCCUGUGUGGAGGGCUAUGAGAGAAGCCAGGAGGGCUGUGUGCCUCGGCAGCCUGAAGAGCCUAAGCCUGGUGGCUUCUUCUCAGAGGUGACAGACGACGAGGUGGUGGUCUUGCAGCAGAUGUUUUUUGGGGUCAUCAUCUGUGCCCUGGCCACGCUGGCAGCCAAAGGUGACAUGGUCUUCACUGCCAUCUUCAUUGGGGCUGUGGCUGCCAUGGCUGGAUACUGGCUGUCUGAGCGUAGUGACCGGGUGCUGGACGGCUUCAUCAAAGGCAGAUAGAGAUUUGCUACAAGUGGGGGGGCCCCCCCUCCCUCUCUGCAGUACAGGGCCAAGGGUGGUUGGCUCAGGUCCAGCCCCAGGGGCUGACAUGAGGAAAGCCUGGAAACUGAUGGUGGGGAGAGACUGGAUCCAGUUUGGGCAAGUUAAGGUUUGUGCCAAGGAGGGAAAAAGUCAGAGUUGAGGUGAAGUAGGUCAGCAAACCUUAACUCUAACCCAAGCCCCACUGAAUCAGGACUGCUGGCUUCCAGGUGCCACACUAGUCCUCUGCUAAGCUCAGUGCCUCUCUGUCCCUUGGCUCCCAUCUUUAUAGAUGUGGGCCAGCUAGGCAGAGCUGGAGACAGGGCAGAUGUCUCCCUCCUAGCCAGAGGCUAGGGCUCCGGUUAUUUUGUUUUCGUGUGUGAGGUCUGAGCCAGGGUUCCACCCUUUCCUCUAUCAGAUGCACUUCCUGGGGCCCUCCCCUCCCCUUUGCACUGGGGCUUCAAGCCCUCCAGUGACGCUAAGGCCUGCCUGUCUUAGAAGCUGGCAGUGGAAGGGUUUUGAAAAAAUGCCCCUGGAGGCAGAGCCCAAAACUUUAAGGGGAAUGGGGGAGGGGGGUGGGAGUGAGAUAACUGAAGGGGAGAACAAUCCUAGUUAAGUGAUUUUUAAGAAUCAUUUCCCCGUUUUGGUAGUGCCUAUGACCUUGG